GUCAGGGAUCGGAUAUUACAUGGUUAGUGCCGGAUCAGAACCAGAAAUCAACGUAACAGAUAUUGCAAACUUGACUGAAUAUGAUAGGCGAACACAUGACGUGUGUAUUGAACUUACUGCAGAUAACUACUUAGAACAUGGACAGACAUAUUACACAACGGUUUGGGCUUUUAAUGCAGGGAUCAAAAUAAGAAAUAUAUCAGCCAUCUCUAAUGGAGUUACUGUUGAUCUAACAAAACCUAUACCAGGAAGUGUAAUAGACGGAAAGAAUGAAGAUUUUAUAGACAUCCGUUUCUCUGCCAGUCCAGCAAAGGUUGAAGUACAAUGGAGGAAUUAUACUGAUCCAGAAUCAACAAUAUAUCAGUAUGAAGUUCUAGUGCAGUCUGCACAUAAUGGUUCUAUUGAUUUUAAUAUUAUAAGAAACUGGGUGCCAUAUAACAAUGAUACUGCUGGUGUUAGAUGGUUAAACUUUCAUCUGCAUCACAAUGAUUAUAUCACAUUGACACUGAGAACAACAAAUGGAGCUUUGAACUCUAUUAUUAAUGACACAGAUGGAUUUCUUGUUGAUCUGACCCCUCCUAAACUGAUUUAUAUAAGAGAUGGUACCGAUUAUAUACAGGAUGCAGAGUUCCAGUCAAAUAUAACAGCUUUAUCAGCAAGUUUCAAGUUUAUUGAUGAGGAAUCGGGCAUUGGACAGAUUAGAGUCAAAAUUUUCCAACAACAUCAUGGAAUACGAGCACAGAUCUUACCAGUUAAUGAGAGUGAAUGGAUUGAGGUACCGGAUGAUGAACUAGAGAAAAUGCAGUUUACAGUAAAUGGUUUACCUCUCAAGCAAGGAGGAUUCUACAGUAUGAAAAUAGGAGCGGUAAACAAUGCUGGUAUGAUGGCUGCAUUUGAAACAAAUGGCGUCUUAGUUGAUACCACUCCUCCAGUUAUAUACUGGCUAAGAGUUGGUGAACUUGCUGGCAAUAGUGAGGACAAGUUUAAUGGAUAUGUGUGGCAAGCAGAUACAUCUGGAAUUAAAGCUGCUUGGCUUGCUGUUGAUCCUCAGUCGGGCAUAAAAGGAUACAUGAUUUCAGUUGGUUCGACGAAAGGGGGGACAGAUAUUUUAGAUUGGAAGUCUGUAGGUACAAAUAAAGAUGCAUACAUUAAUGGUUUAUCACUGACAGUGACAGAUGAGGACACAAAACUACCAGUUUAUUUUGUGACAAUUAAAUCUAUGAAUGGUGCAGGAUUAACCAGUGAACCUGUUGUAUCGACACCUAUCAUUGUUGUGGAUGAAGACCAACCUGGCAUAGUAGUAGAUGGUACAGAUAGCUCUUACACUGUUGGUAAUGAUAUCAACUACCAGUCUGAUAUAUCUACUGUGUCAGCACAGUUUAGUGAAUUUACCAGCCAUUUACAUGGUGUUAUGUCUUAUGAGUGGUCAGUAGGCACAGAACCAGCAGGAGAAGAUAUUCUACCAUUUACUUCACAUGGAAUUGUUCAUAAAGAGGAAAGGAUUGUGAAAGGAGAUGGUGUGACAAGUUCUGGUUUUGCUCAUACAACAGUACAGCUACAACCAAAUAUUACUUACUACUCUACUGUUAGAGGAAUAACCAAUGCUGGAAAUGUACUGGAGUCUGUUUCUGACGGAUUUACUGUGGAUAGGUCACCUCCAACUAUGGAAAUGGACAGGCUGACUGAUAAAACAUCUUCAGAGACAAACAUAGGAGCAGGAUCAACUAUGUAUCAGAAAACACCAGAUGCUUUGUCUGCAAUGUGGCAUUACUAUGAAACAGAAAGCAAUAUUAAAAGGGCAUGGUUUUCUGUAGGAACAUAUCCUUAUGGCAGUGAUGUAUAUGAAAAGAGAGAAGUUAAUAUCUCUUCCACAUUAACAAGUGACUUACCAUUGGCAUCAGUGCUACCAGAUCUGACAGGAAAACCAAACAUCAUCAGUAUUUGGGCAGAAAAUGAAGCCGGUCUGAUUGGACACAUUACAUCAGGAGGAGUGAUAUUUGAUACAACAUCACCUGGUCCAGGUUAUGUUAAAUGUCCAAAGUAUGUAGGGAUUUUGGUUCCAAUUAAUUGUAAGUGGACAGGAUUCUUGGACAGUGAGAGUCCUAUCCAAAGAUUUAUAGUUACAAUGGGCUCUGAACAAGGUGCUUCCGAUGUUUAUAUUAUGGAGGUAGCAGGCUAUUUAACAGAACAUUCUAUUCAAGGAAUAACCAAGCAUUUGAAACAUGGUAAAUCGUAUUAUGUUACUGUCACAGCCAUGAACAUGGUUGAUUUGGAAACGUACGGCUUCUCUGGACCAAUCGCUAUAGAUACUACUCCUCCAAAGUACGGUAGAGUUAUAGAUUUACAUACAACAUACAGGUUAGAUGUGACAGACAAUGAGAUUACUGUCAACUUAAAUUCCAAGGUGUGUGAUGAAGAAGAAGAGUGUGAUUCACUUGAAGCAACAUGUUCAGAAUCUUUAUCAACUGUAUCAGUUACUUGGCAACCAUUCAGUGAUUAUGAAUCAGGAAUUGUGAGAUACCAGAUAGCAGUAGGAACAACCCCUGGAGGAGGCCAGAUAAGGUCAUUCUUUGACAUACCAAUAGAUACCCAAUAUCAUACAGUGACUGGUCUUGAUUUGAUGGGAUAUAGGACGGUAUUUGUAUCAGUGAAAGGUGAAAAUGGUGCCGGUUUAGCUAGUGUUGCUACAUCAAAUGGCUUACAUCUAUCUUAUUUGAGUCAAGGAUUACCACCUGUGUCUCAUAUUGGAAUAAAUGACGUACUUAGGAACUCGAUAGGAGAUGUAAAUUUCCAGGAAAGUUUUGACACAUAUAGAGCAUCAUGGGAUGUUUCUGGUGAUCCAUGUUCCAUCCGGAAAUAUGAAUGGCAGGUACAAAGACUUGAUGGCCAGAUCAUACAGCAAUGGCUGGAUAUGGGAGUGAGAACCUCUGGAAUGAAUGAUGAACUACACAUGGAAAGUGGAGCUUUGUACUAUUCAUUGCUUAAAGUAAUAAAUGCACUGAAUUACACAUAUAUUAUAAGAUCUAAUGGUGUCACAAUUCAUCAAGACCCACUGAUCCCUGGGAAAGUGUUUGAUGGAGAUAUAACUGGAUAUGACCUUAACUUCCAGCCAUCAAGGACAAGUGUAUCCGCUAACUGGGAUAGUUUUGGUUUACCAGCAUCUGCUAAAGUACAGUUUGAUGUUAUUUCAGGAAAUCCUGGAAUUCAUGUGGACAAAGGAAUACUGGAGGAACAAAAUGACAACCAACAAGUUACCUAUUAUGAGGUAGCUGUUGGAACUGACAGAAGAUUCCCUAAAACUAGGGAUAAUGUUGUACCAUUGACUAAUGUUGGGAGGAAUAAAUCUGUAACUUUCUACAACCUUGAUUUGGUUCCUGGUUCAGGACUGUACUAUUUCACUGUUAAAGCCUACAGUGCAUCUUACUCCAUUGCCACUGUGACGUCUAAUGGAUUUCGAGUUGGAUUUGAUGGUAGUAUUACAGCUGGGAAAAUAAUAAUGACAGACUUUGUAAACAACAGUACACAUGUUGGUGUACAGUUUGAAGGAUUCCAGUCCAAACUAGAUAUAUUAAUGUAUUAUGUUGCAUUAUCUAACCAUUCUGAGGCUGAUGGGACAGAUUGUCAACUCUAUAUUGAAGGUGGCAAGGCUUCUGAUCAAGAAAGGGAGACACUGUUCAAUAUGUUCACUAUCACAAACGUAAAUAAAAACACCUAUUACAGUUUUGUGAAUCUAGAGUUGGAACACGGAGAAAGUUAUUUUGCCUGGGUGAUAGGUGUGGAUGAGUCAGGUGAAUGUGCAAUGAUUUCCCAUCGGUUUGUUGUUGAUUUGACACCUCCUAUCAAAGGCAAACUAACUACAGGAUCAUUAUAUUAUAUGCCUGUUACCUACACUGUUGAUAACAGCACCAUACAAGUACUAUGGGAGGAUUAUAAUGAUCUAGAGUCUGGUAUAGAAACCUAUGAAGUGUCUUUGUGGAAUUCUUCCUCUUGUUCUGAUCAAAAUAUACAAACAUUAUUACAUGACUGGAUAGAGUUGACAAAUAAUUACACAGGAUACAGCUUUGUGGAUCUACAACUUGAGAAAGACAAACCAUAUAUUGUACAGUUUAAAGUGACAAAUAACGCAGGAUUAUACACAAUAGAAGAUUCUCCGCCAGUAUUGUAUGACUUGUCAACACCAACACCAGGAAAAGUAGUUGCUGGAAAGGAUUUCCUAAAAGAACAAGUAUGGUUCAAUUCAGGACAAGCAGUCACAGGUACUCUAUUACACUUGCCUAAACCUUACGGUCCAGGAUGCCUAUCCAGACAUAUAUCUAUGAUAAACGAUAGUGAUUGGAGAAGACUUGAGCAAAUAGGAUUCAGAGAUCCAAGUGGUACAAUAUGGAAGUUACAUCAUCGUAAAGAGAACAUUGAUACACUGAUCUAUGACAAUGCUAUCUCUGUAAAGCUUGCUAGACACAAUAAUAUGAAUAAAAUGUUAACCGGUGCUUAUGUAAGACCAGCCGACAUAGAAAAUGGUGGAGUUUAUGAUAUAUCUAUUAAGGCAGCGGGAGGAGAUGGUCAAGCAAUUACUGGUGUCAUGUUCUGGGAUGGACCCGAAGAUGGAAUAGCUACAUUUACAUAUGAGGAAGACAAUGAUUGGGUCGCCAAUGUUUGUGAAUGCUGUUUAAUGGAACCAGUUCCAAUGUAUUGUAGUUACUGUAAUUGCGGAAACAAAACAUUGUCAGAUUUUACAACUACAACAACAACAGAACAUUCAGUUCUGAAUACAACAUUACAACAGUAUGAGAUAGUCAACAAUCCUGAUGGAAGUAUUGUAGAUACUCCAAUAGACACUAGUAUACCUAUCACACAGGCAGCUUGUGGUAUACAGAUUUUUUCUGGCAAAGACUCUAUGAUUGUUACCUGGUGCCAGUCCUUCAAUAACACAUUUCAACCAACGAAAGCAAAGAUGAGUUUAGAGUUUGACCCUUCUGAAAAUUUCCACGAUUACCAUAUAGAAAUUAGACCAGAAAGAGAUGAUGCAGUUGAUAUAUUAUGGUGUUUGUUUGUGUUUGUUGACGGAGAGGAACUUACGAUGAUGUGUGGUAUUCCAUAUCUCAGUAUCAAGUCAAGAUUAGUUUUACAUGUUUGGAAUCGUGAAAACACAGUCCCAGAACAUGCAGACAUGUUUAAUAGAUAUUCAACGAAAGCUUUCUUCAAAAAUCUAAUAAUGCCAGCACCACAAGGAUCCCUUUGUCGCUAUGGUGACCCAUUCAGAGGUGGUACAAAUCCAGUUGUAAACUUUGAAGCCGGUAUAGGGAGUGAAAGACUAUCAACUGAUGUAUCACCUUUUUCUGAAGUACUUGCACCUUGUUUACCAUGUCAAGGAAUGUGUUCUGAAUAUAUGUGUAAUUCAGCCUGCAAUCUUAAUGACACAAAAGAUUAUACGUUUAUAUUACAAGAUACAAACCUAGCACCAGUAAAGACAUUUGUUAAUGAAUCUGGUCUUCAGGAAAAUAAAACAUUGUCUUACUAUAUAACAGUGAAAGCUGUUCUGGGAUCAGGUCUAGAAGCCAUUAGCUCAUCAAGCGCUUUCUAUCUUGAUGACACACCACCUGUGUUUGACCCCGAUAUAAUGACGUCUCAGAUCUAUAUAGAUGUCACCCAAGGGGAAUUCACUCCAGUAAAUUAUCAGGCAUCAAAAGAUACAAUAAAAUCAUUUUGGAGAUGUUAUGAUGAUGAAAGUCAAAUUGCGGACACUCUAUGGGCCAUUGGAGGUUCAGUUGGAGGAGAAGAACUGCAGAAAUUUCAGUCUGUUGGUAGAAAAAUGAUAGCAGAGAAUAAGAACUUUGAUGGUAUACUACAACACAAUACUACUUAUUAUGUUUCUGUAAGAUGUAUCAAUGGAGGUGGCGCACUUACACAGUGGAAUGAAACAAAAGGAGUAAUAGUACUGUUAGUUCCACCAGAAGUAGAUAAUUUGAAUAAUACUUUACCUGGAACAAAAGAAUUUCCAAAUGAAGUAAAUCCUAAAGAUGCCAGAGAAACAACUGAUCCCACAUCUAUAGGGAUGACAUUUACUGCUAGUGAAGAUAAAUCUGUUAUCAAAUAUGAUAUGUGUAUUGGAAGUUCUGAAAACAAAGAUGACAUAUUACCUUGCCAGUGGGUUGGAUUAAAUGAAUCUGGGUCAGCUAUGAUAAAGAAUGGCUAUCUUUAUAUCAAUGGAUAUAAAACAAGACCCUUAUCAGUAAUGCAAAUUCAGAAAAAUAGCAGCAAUUCAAGUUAUGAUAUGAGUGAAACAUUUCACAUGGAACCUGGUAGAACUUUGUUUAUGACUAUGAGAGUUUGUAAUGAAGCUAUGCUGUGUUCUAAUAAAUCCCUUGGAUCUGUUGCUAUCACAAACAACAAGACUCAAAUAAAAACAUCAGUCCAUGGGGAGAGUAUUCGAGUUGGGUAUGAUAUAUCUACUUCUAGAAGAGAGAAAAGAGAUACUCCAGUUUUAUCAGUGACAACUCCUAAUGGAUUAAUGCCAGGACAGACUAUAAUGCUGCAGCCAUUGGAUGAUGAUGAUUUAACGACAGACUAUAGAGCUGAUGUAGCCUUAAAUUUCCAGCCAUAUAUUGUUAACCCUUCUGAAACUGGAGAUAUGGUAGAAAGAUUAUUAUAUAAAAGGAUAAGAUCUAUUUUAUAUUCUUUCUCGAUAACACCAGUUGGUCACCUGCCUAUGCCAGGACCUUUAAACAUAAAAAUUGAAAGUGAACUGGAUGAAGAUGAAAAUUCAAGAAUUUCUCUUAUUCAUUGGAACCCAAUUGGAGAACAGUGGGUACUUUCAUAUAGGACAUGUGAUGGAUCUAAUGGAGUAACAAAAAAUACAGAUGGAACUCAGACCUUUUUUGUGUGCAGUACACGAUCAGUGCCGGAAAAGACAAUACAGAGACAGAGACAAUUUGCUGGAGAAUAUUACUUCUCAGAAGAAACACAGUUUAUUGUUGCUGUUGUUGAUAAGAACGUUUAUAACUCACCACCUGUUUUGUUGAGUCCUGAUGUCUUAACAAUGAAUGAAGAUCAAGGUACCAUACAGUAUACUCUGAGAGCCUCUGAUGAAGAAAAUGAUGUGAUAGAAUACCAUAUUCAACCAUCUUUCAAUGUAUCUGAUAUAAAUGGAACCAUGUUUUUAACGAAAACUGGAAUACUGCUAUAUACCCCAUGUAGAGAUUGUACCGGUGUCGAACAGAUACCAAUUAUUCUUCAGGAGGUUCAACGAGAUAACUCAAUCACUGCUAUUCAUAAACUAAUAACAUUGACUUUUAAUGUCGCACAACUAAAUGAUCCACCAAUUGUCUUUAUGACUCAGUAUGGACAAAACAUUCUCCAUGGUGACCCAACAGAACCUGUUCUGGUUUAUUUAGAGCAAAUGAAUGCUUUUAAUGGAGAAAAAUGGUCUAGUGAGUUUUCUGCUACCUUUGGUGCCUAUGAUAUAGAAAAACAAGAUUUAUUCAUAACUGUAUCAGAACCGACACAUGGACGAAUACUGAUAUCAAAAGGAAGAACUUCAGUUCCGAACCUGGAAACUUGUCCUCCUUACAAACAUUUGACAACUGAACCCUGUGGAAAUUUCAGUCACAGUUUACCACAUUACAAAGAAACCUUGUCCUGGAUUUAUGCUAAUUUGACAUAUAAACAGAAUAUGUCAUCAUCUGGGAAUGAUUUCGUAAAGAUCCAUAUGACUGAUUCUUUUAAUGCAACCUCUACUGUUUUAACUGUACAGUUUGUUCUGAUGGAAUCACCAUGUCAACAAGGAGUCUGCACUCCCAAGAGAAAUUACCCGUGUAGGAGUGUACACAGAGCAGUAGACUUUGAUAAGAACUAUAUAUGUACAUGUACUCCAGGUUACACAGGGAAAUACUGUACAGAUGAUAUUGAUGAAUGUCAAAGUUCACCAUGUGUUCCACCCUAUGUGUGUAAUGAUGUUUUGAACGGAUAUUUCUGUCAUUGUCCAAUUUACGAUCCAAACUGUGUACUUCGUGCAUGGGUGAUAAUUCUGAUAAUGCUAGCAGUUUUGUUUAUAGUUUGUUGUGUUUUAUUUGGAUUAUUUGUGUAUAGAAGAAGAUUUGACAAGAAUCAAGAACCUUUGCAUGGAAAGGAUAAUGAUACAGAGAGCAACCUGAGUGACCAUGAAAUAUUUUUAAGAAACCUCCGAGCCAGGGAAGACAUCCCAUAUGCAGAUCAAACAAAUGUUGAUAUAGAGAGCAAACUGAGUGACGAUGACACUGUUUCAAGAAACUUCACAUCUUCGGAAGAUCAACAAAUUUUUGACACAGAGAGCAAACUGAGUGACCACGAAAGUUUUUCAAGAAACCUCUUAGCCACGGCCAAUAAACAGGAUUUUGAUACAGAUAGCAACAUGAGUGACCAUGAACGCUUUUUAAGGUACCUUCAAGCCAGGAAAGAUAUCCCAUAUGCAGAUCAAAAGGAUGACACUGAAGCAUAUCAACCGACGAUGAGUUCAAGUAAUGAUAUGGAUGAAUAACAAAAUGGCUAUAUGAUUUGCAUAACCUUUUCUUUUAGCAUAUAUUAUUAAAGUAUAUAAGACAUA
Messenger RNA from Mytilus trossulus (common blue mussel), 8578 nucleotides. RefSeq lists its product as uncharacterized. Lineage: Eukaryota; Metazoa; Mollusca; Bivalvia; Mytilida; Mytilidae. Gene Ontology annotation, molecular function: protein binding; calcium ion binding. The transcript has 48 exons. The record is from RefSeq and is a predicted model, not a curated record. The coding region runs from base 20 to 8512 and encodes 2830 amino acids.